AUGUGUGGAAUUGCCGUUAUCAUCUCAGGAAUUCGUUUCGACCUCUCAAACAUAGUUCCUGAUUACGUUCCACCAUCUCCUCAACCUCCGGAACAGGUGUUAUUUUCUGCCGAUGAUAUAAAAGCGGCAUUGAGUAGAAGAGGUCCAGAUAGCAUAGGAAGCAAGAAUGUUUUCCUUAAGUUGGAGAAAUUGCCAUUCGAAGGAGUCAUGCCGGAGAUGUCCACAGUUGGGGAUGAUGAUUCACCUUUUGUCAUUCAAGAACCUUGUGGUGUAGAAAAUGGAUGUGAACCUGAUAACUUUGGACAGUUGCAUUUUAUUGGUGCUACAUUACAAUUAAGAGGAAUAAGUCCAAUUGUUCAGCCGUUGGUGGAUUCCUCCGGAAACGUUCUUGUCUAUAAUGGUGAAAUAUUUGGAGGAAUAUGUGUUGGCAAUGACUGCAAUGAUUCAGAGAUUCUGAUGAAAAUGUUGGGAAGGUGCUGCUCAUGUCUCUCCCACGACCACAGUAUUAAACAUGGUUCUUGUGAAGAAGGGGAAAUAUCUGUUCCUCAACUUCUCUCCAGAAUCAAGGGGCCAUGGGCUUUUAUCUAUUGGCAGAAUAGUUCCAAAACCUUGUGGUUCGGGCGAGAUGCAUUUGGAAGGAGGAGCCUUCUUGUCCAUUGGCCAACGCAACAGGACUCACGUUUUCUGCUGACAUCUGUGUCACCUCUUUCAUCUGAAUGUGAAAUAUCUGAGUCAAAAGAAUUGGAGAACCUAAACUACUGGGAAGAGCUUCCAUGUGGCAUGUACAGUUUAUCUGUGUGUGUUUCAAGAACAAAUGGUUAUCAUGCUUGUGAAUUGAAAAGACACAAGUGGACGGAUGCGAAUCUUGAAGAACUCGUGCAGUGGGAAAGAAUGUCUGUUCAUCCAGAGGCAGGGAAGACAUGUAUUUCCCGUGAUUAUGUCCAUCUAGAGCCAUCACAUAGGGUCCUGACUGUUUUGAGGGAGGCUGUGAUGCGGCGAACUGUGUUAAACACAACUUGCCAGACUGUUUCUGCUCACCACGGACAAGGAAGUGCUCCAGUUGCAGUGCUAUUUUCUGGUGGGCUAGAUAGUAUGAUCCUUUCAGCACUAUUGCAUCAGUGCCUUGAUCUCAAGUAUGACAUAGAGUUGCUCAAUGUGAGCUUUGAUGGUCAGUUUGCUCCAGAUAGAAUCACUGCCAGGGAAGGUGUGAAGGAACUUGAAAAUAUUGCACCAUCAAGAAGGUGGAAGCUGGUAGAGAUCAAUGCUGAUUUACAGAGAUUAACUUCUGAAAUGAAGCAUGUCAUGUCGCUUAUAUCUCCUGCAAAGACAUAUAUGGAUCUCAAUAUUGGUUUAGCAUUGUGGUUAGCCGCUGGAGGUGAUGGAUGGAUCUAUGGAGGUAGUGCUGACAGCCAGUACUCGAAGCACAAAUCUGAGGCCAGAGUUCUUCUUACUGGCACUGGUGCGGAUGAACAAUGUGCAGGAUAUGGCCGGUACAAAACGAAAUUUAGAGAGGGAAGUUGGCUUGCACUGCAUGAAGAAAUGAAGUUAGACAUGCAGAGAAUUUGGAAGAGAAACCUCGGGAGAGACGACAGGUGCAUUGCUGACAAUGGAAAAGAGGCACGAUUUCCUUUCUUGGAUGAGGAUGUUAUAAGGACGCUACUUGAUAUGCCUCUCUGGGAGCUCGCUGACCUCAGCCAACCGAGUGGGAUUGGGGAUAAAAAGAUCUUAAGAGAGGUUGCACGCUUGCUUGGUAUAUCUGGAGCGGCCGGUCUGCCAAAAAGAGCUAUUCAGUUCGGUUCCAGGAUAGCGAGGGAGUCUAACCGGAUAAAUUUUGGAAGCAAUCGUGCUGCCAAUCAAGCAUCUGCUGGAAGUGUAGAGAUAUACAAGGCCAGGAGCUGA
Messenger RNA from Oldenlandia corymbosa var. corymbosa, 1899 nucleotides. The record is from the annotation of a GenBank genome assembly. Lineage: Eukaryota; Viridiplantae; Streptophyta; Magnoliopsida; Gentianales; Rubiaceae.